AUGUCGAGGUUAGGAACUAAGGAAGAGAAGGCUGCUAUUCUCUCUGGAUGGCUUGCCCUAAUAGGCUUACUAAUUUCUCCUAAAAGUCUAGGAGAGCUGGGCGGGAUGGGAGCCAGGCUUCUUCUAUCCUUCUCCUCUAUGCCAGAUGGAAGCCUUAAGUUAAUAAAUACUUAUCUACUAAUUAAGCCGCUAUAUAGCUCUACCUUACAUAGUAAUACUAUUCUCGUAGGGUUCUUAGCUAGUUCUUAG
Messenger RNA from Lachnellula hyalina, 249 nucleotides. RefSeq lists its product as uncharacterized. The coding region runs from base 1 to 249 and encodes 82 amino acids. The transcript has 2 exons. The record is from RefSeq and is a predicted model, not a curated record. Lineage: Eukaryota; Fungi; Ascomycota; Leotiomycetes; Helotiales; Lachnaceae.